AUGACAAAUUCUUAUUACUUUAUUAUUUUAUUUUUUCUUCCAAAUGUUUUAACUUACGAUUGUCGUGAAAUAUGUAAUUUAACUGUAUAUGUAUAUGAAAAUACAUCAAAUGAUAAUUUACAAUGGAAUUUAAUUGAUCUACUUUAUAAUCGUACAUUGACAACAUUUCCAUAUGAACAUUAUCAAUAUUCAUUAUCAAAUCCAUCAGAUUAUUUUGAAAUUGAUUCACCAAUAUUAAAAUUUCGUUUAAUAGAAUUAGAUCGUGAACAAAUUUGUAAUAAAAAUUUUUUUAAUGAUAAUGAAUGUUCGUUACAAUUACAAAUUUUUACACAAGCAUCUUUUUUUAUUUUAUUUAAAUUAAUUAUAUUAGAUAUAAAUGAUUGGAAACCAUAUUUUAAAGAUGAUCAUAUAAAUAUAAAUAUACGUGAAAAUUUACCAAUUAAUUAUCGUGUACAAUUACCUAUUGCACAUGAUCAUGAUUCAACACAAUACAAUAUUGAUUAUUAUAAAUUUAUAAAUGAUGAUGAUCAUUUAAUAAAUGAAUUAUUUCAACUUGAAAAAUUUCAUGAUGAACUUAGAUUAAAAUUAUUAAAACAACUUGAUUGUGAAAAAAGAAAUAAUUAUCAAUUACAAAUUAUUGCUGUUGAUAAAGGAGGAUUACAAUCAAAUGUUUUACAUGUUAAUAUAACCAUAGAUGAUUUAAAUGAAUUUCAACCACGUUUUAAACAACGUCUUUAUCAUACUCAUAUAUCUGAAAAUACUCCUAUAUCAAAUACAUCAAUAUUAAAUGUAAUUGCAACAGAUGAUGAUUGUUAUGAUAAAAUAAUUCAUUAUUCAAUUCUUCGUGAUAUGUCAAAUGAUAUAUUUCCAUUUGAAAUUGAUAAAUAUACUGGUUUAAUAUAUGUUAUACAUGAACUUGAUUAUGAAAAAAUGUCUACAUAUCGUUUUCGUGUUAAAGCAUCAAAUCUUGAUCAAGUAACAUCAAGUAUUGUACCUGUACUUAUUGAUAUAAUUGAUAUAAACGAUCAUGAACCUUUAAUACAAAUAAAUAUUCUUAAUGAAUAUAAAUCAAUAAAUUCUGAUGAAGAUAAUGAAGAAUUUAUAAUAAAUAUUAAUGAAAAUAUACAUUCCGGACAAGUUAUUGGAACAAUUAUAAUACGCGAUAAUGAUUCUAUUAUGAUUAAUCGAAAAUUAUCAUUAAAAAUUCUUUCAUGUUGGCCAACAAAAAAUUCUUGUCCAAUUGAAUUAGAUUCCGGAUUAAGAAAUGGUGAUGAAAAUGAAAAAAAUUUUAUUGGUUCAACUAAUUAUUUAAUACGAACAUCAAGACAAUUGGACACUGAAAUGGGUGAUGGACAAUAUACAAUUAUUCUUGAAGCAAGAGACUACGGUGAUCCAUCAUUAAGUAGUCAGCGUCGUUUAUUAAUUAUAAUUCAUGAUAAAAAUGAUUGUAUACCAAAAUUUACUCAAGCAGAUUAUCAAUUUCAUUUAUCUGAAUCAACUCCAAUUGGAUCUUCUAUUGGUCAUAUACAAGCAAUUGAUCAUGAUUUAACACCAGAUUUUCGUCGUAUACAAUAUAAACUUAUUUAUAAUGAAAAUAAUCAUAUUAUUGACAUAAAUCCUAAUAAUGGAAGUAUAUAUUUAAUUAAAAAAUUAUUAGCAGGAAUGACAUUUAAUAUAACAGUCAUAGCUAUAGAUCAACAUAAUCAUUCAUUAUAUGAUCAAACUAAUGUACAAAUUUCUUCGUAUGAUGAAGAUACAUGUUUGCCGACUUUUAGACAAACACUUUAUAUAUUUAAUACAACUGAACAUCGAUUAACACCAUAUGAAAUUGGUCAAGUUUCUGCUGAUAGUUGUCUAUCGUUAUCAAUACCAAUUUCUUAUCAUCUUGUAAAAGAUAAAACAUCAACAUUACCAUUUUUUAUUGAUACUCGUAAUGGUGUUAUAACAGUUACACGUGAAUUAGAUCGAGAAAAACAAUCAUUUUAUAAAUUUUCUAUUGAAUCAUUUAAUCAUAAAACUCAUCAAACAAGUCAAACAGAUAUUCAAAUAAAUGUUCUUGAUGAAAAUGAUCAUUAUCCAAUAUUUGAUAAUUCAAUAAAUAAUGCUCGUGAACAAUAUAUUUAUAUAAAUAAAACUUUAUCUUCAAAAUAUUCUAAUGAAAGAACUUCAACACUAAAUAAUAUAUUAAUAGCACGUGUUCAUGCAACAGAUGAAGAUGAAGGUUCAAAUGGUCUUAUUAAUUAUUAUUUUACAAAUAAUGAUAAUUAUGCAUUUUUUCAUUUAUAUUCAAAUGGUUCAGUUGUACUUUAUAAUCAAAGAAAUCUUCAAUUACCAUAUCGUCUUGAAAUUUAUGCACGUGAUCAAGGUAAUCCAGCACCAUUAAAUUCUCGAGAAAGUAUUCUCAUAUAUGUAUGUGAUGCAUUAAAACGUCAUGAAUGUCCAUCAGAUGAAUCAAUUGAAAGUCAACAAUGGUUACUUAGUUAUAAUAAUAAAAAUCAAAUAAAAACAGAUCGUUUAACAACAAAUUUUUAUCUUGGUUCAAUAUUUAUAAUGAUAUCAAUUCUUUUAUUUAUUGUAAUUAUUAUAGUUUGUAUUGUUUGGAAUUUAAUUCUAAAAGGACAAUUAAAAGGUAAACAUGAUCAAAUACAUACUAAUGGAUUAAAAUUAUCAACUGAAUCGUAUAAUUGUCGAGUGGAAGCAAGAAAAAAUCUAAUUGUGUCCGAUAGUCUUUGUGAAUCAUCACCAACAAUGACAUCAAUUGAUGGAAAUCAUCGUUUGAAAUCUGUAGCCGUAUGA
This is a messenger RNA of Rotaria sordida, 2796 nucleotides long. Lineage: Eukaryota; Metazoa; Rotifera; Eurotatoria; Philodinida; Philodinidae. The record is from the annotation of a GenBank genome assembly.